Molecule: messenger RNA, 2762 nt
Organism: Helianthus annuus (common sunflower)
Lineage: Eukaryota; Viridiplantae; Streptophyta; Magnoliopsida; Asterales; Asteraceae
Exons: 2
Coding region: 1454-2197 (247 amino acids)
Source: RefSeq, a predicted model, not a curated record
CUUUAAACCAAAAUCGCAGCAAACAACGUAAAUAAGAAGUUUGGCCAUUGUGGAACAUCGGCGACGCAAUUUCAGGCGUCAUCGACGUUGAUUCAGACAUGGCGUCGAGCAGAAGAUGGCGUAGGCAGGGAUGGUUUGCGUCGGAGUGGUUUUGUGGCUGAGGCGACGUCAACGACGCAAAUUCCGGCGUCCCCGACGGCCGGUUGAAGGUUUGCGUCGAAGGAAUGUGGCGUAGGCAGCCACAUAUGGCGUCUGGGGGAGUUGCAGACGGAGCCGGCGUCGACGACGCAUAUGGUGGCAUCGCCGACGGUGAAACCAAAGUGGCGUCGACCACAUUCAGCGUAGACAGCCACAUAUGGCGUCAGCUGAUUUUUGAGGAAUGAGGUGGCGUCGCCGACGCGGAUAGACCGUCGCCAACGCGGCUCGGUUGAGGCUGUCGCCAAUCUCUUCAAACAUCUCGUUUGUAUUGAACCAAAUCACCCAAACCUUUAAAAAACCCAACCCGAACACAUUAUAUCACCACAUAACAAACCCGAAUUCAACCAAACAUCAUCCUAAAUCUAAUUAAUACCACCGAUCUCCUUCUCUCUCUUUCAUUCAUCUUCAUCUUCUCCACAAACUCACAUGAACCCUAAUCUUCUCACGUCCAUAACUCCCUAAAUUCUCAGCCGAUUCAAGUGAUUCUUGAGCCUAAAGUGUGUAGAUUUUCGAGAGCAACAAAACCCCCAUCUCAAUUUUUAGUAAUUUUUUUGCUUAUUUGCAAGAUAUUAGGGCUGCAAAUUUUGGGUUUUGAAAGGGUGUGGACCAUUUACUUGUUGUUACAUCUUUCUACAGCUCUUUUUCUUCUACAUUGCUAAAGACAUGGCUAGCCGUAAACGAUCAAAGACAACUGAUGCAGAAGCUUCACCAUCAAGUAGUGUCUCAGCUAAAUGGCAGCAACGUUGCAAUUUGCCAGAUAUAGAAGACAAACUGUUUAAGCAGAACUGGGAUUGGUUUAGAUACAAUGACAACGUUUGGGGCCCAAUGGGACCAAAACCAAAAUAAACCAUUGUAUCGCUUUAACAACAAACAAACGAAGAUCAAGUUAUGGCAAUACAAAGUUUGUGUAUGUGAAAGAGUGGUGAAUGAGAAGGAAUUUAGACAAAUUGGGAUUACACAGAGGUUCGAAAGGUUGGGAUGGGAGAGAACCCUUGAUUGGUGCGAGGUUGUAACUCGAAGAGUUUACUUGAAGGCGGUAACAAAUUGGUAUUCCUUAUUACGGUUAGAGAACGAGGAUGAGCAUCCUAGUCAGUGGCGAUUGGUAGGUGAUACUGGAAAAGGGUCCAUGACGAUGAGCUUUGAAACUAUGAACCAAAUUGGAGAUUUUGACUUUUUGGGGGUAGAUAAUUACUUCUAUUAUUCAACCAACACAUUCUAGUCUGGCGAAUUGGUUCAAGCUGAUCCAGUCGGUCUAAUGGAGAUUACUCUACCCAAUUAUACCACUGGUAGAUACGACCGAAACCAUCUGUUAUGUGAAGGGAAAAUUUUGCAGAAUAUCUCCUUAGAAAACAUCAUGGUUAGAUUGGGAAAUCGUGGGAAGCUGCGAAUGUGGGACCUCCGCAUAUUACACGCAGUACUUGUCGGGACACCCAAAUUGUCAUGGCGUCAUAUAACCAUGAUGAACAUUUCGGACACGAGGAAUCAAUACAAGAGAAAGAUGAUUCCCUGUGUUCGCCUGAUCAGUGCUAUGAUUUUUCAGCAGAACCGUUUGAAAGAUAACUCACUAUGGAUACUCAAGGGUAUUGAUACGAUCGAUUUUGCCCAGCUAAGAUCAGGCGUAAACAUAUAUGCGGAGGUGCUAAAUAAGAAGGCUAAGCUAGUGGAUCGAAAGACUGGUUUUCAGUUUGAGUAUGUGCAGAGGAAUGAGGAUGAAGAAAUGGGAGAAGGUGAUGGAGGAGAUGGCGAAGAAGAAGAGGCAGGCGAGGAAGAAGAUAGGGGGCGAAGGCCCCCUAGGCAAAGGUAUGCGAGGCGACAUAAUGAAUCGUCACACACGGUGGCGCAGUUCAUCAACAAUCGACGAAGAGUAGCCUACGCCAGUUACCCUCUUGGGACACAGGAUACAUAUGAUAACGUUUCCGCGGUUAUGGGGGAAAACCGUGAGCUUUAUGAGAAGAGACAUCAAUGGGAGCAUGACUUCUUCACCCAACAACAAAAUUAGUGGAUUGCCGAAGCCGCCCACCGGGCGAGGUGGUAAAACACAUGGAAGAGCAGCAGAUGCAACAAGCGCUCCAAAGAUCCCAAAUGGAGCGAUUGAUACAAAUGCAGGAGGAAGAGACGGCCCGAAGACGGGCAUGGGAGGAAAGGGAAGAGAAACAGCGAAACGAGCGGAAUACAUUGGAAGACCACCGCUGGAGUGCUUUAUACGUCUCUAAUGAAAUAGCCAUAAACAACGCCAAGGUCCUCCACGAUCAGGAGCGACAUCAGAGAGACUAUGAAGCAGGCCUUCCCUAUAUAGAACACGCGGGGUGGACCGAUUACUCCAACCUCCGUGUUCCACGAGGCCCAUCUUAUCCAUCACCUCAUUGGCCCGAGGCAGUUGGAUUCAGUUUCAACCCGAUAACAUAUUAGCCGCUAGCACAAGGUGAGCCGGGUCCCCUCGAUAACUACCGGGAGAUGUUCAAGGCCCUCACUGGUUACCCAUACCAGUCGAACCCGCCAGUUGACCUGAAUGAGAGAUAUCAGCGGUGAGGGCGAGGUAUGUAUUUUGUUGUUGUUAUUGUAUA